Molecule: messenger RNA, 390 nt
Organism: Ambispora leptoticha
Lineage: Eukaryota; Fungi; Glomeromycota; Glomeromycetes; Archaeosporales; Ambisporaceae
Source: the annotation of a GenBank genome assembly
AUGGUAGAAAUAGGAAAAAAUAUGAAAGGAAAAGAGAAAACUACUGCUGAGUUGAAAAAAAUCAGCGAAUCAGAACAACUCAACAAAAGAACAAAGACUAUUCUAAGUAGUAGUCAUCACAAAACUCCUAGAAACUUUGCUGUUAAGCCCAUCCACCCUGGGGAAAUCUUGCGAGAAGAACUACUAAUCCCUCGUAAUAUAACUCCUGAGGAAUUGGCUCAAGAAAUCAAACGUUUAUCAAUUUACUUUGACACUUCUGUAGAACUUUGGCUUAAUUUACAAAGAAGUUAUGAAGAAGAAUUGUCGGAAGCAAGUCUUGAAUCAUUAAAGGAAGAAAUUAUUCCUUACAAAGAAAAAUGCAUAAAUGGAAGACAUUUAGAGACAAAUUAA